GAGGAGUUCAUUUCCCUCAACGACCAAGGUAUCCUAUACAAUUUUGAUGACCAUGCGGCCCUUACUCAGCAAGUACAUCUCUGCUCUGACAACAUCGAUAAUAUUGUGGCCCGAGGGUAUUUGUACGAGCAUGUGGGUGAGAUCAAAGUUCACUGCCAGGAUUACGAUGAUUCACAUGCUCGGAUCAUGGUUUCGGAAAUCCUGCAAGAGGACGCUGAAAUCCCAGUCCCACUUGAAGAGUUCAGAUAUGUUAGGGACGUGUACCAGAUGUUCCUUCCUUGGCCUAAACACUUAAUUUUAACAACCGAGGGUCCACUCGCUCAACCGCCCUCAAGACGUGAUGCGUCAAAGGGGAAAGCUCCGAUGCUUUCUCCACAAAGCCGUGGUGCACGGGAAGAUGAGUUGUUCACGGAAGAGAAGAUGGCGUUGAUCCCUAAUUCGCUGAAAUGGAUGAUUCAUGAAUUCCUAAGGCUCAAAGAUAAACAUGAUAUAAUCACAAUUUCUGUCCCCCGAGGAUUCAUUGCACCGCGUACCCAGAUCAUUUUAUCUGGAGAGGAUUUGCAGCAGGUUGCUACGUGUAACUACAUCGGCAACCAGGGAAUGUUGUUUGGAAUGAUGUAUACUCUUCUUUAAUCUAAUUAACCUUAUAUCAAAUUAUAGUUAAAUUAUUAUAAGGCACUAACACUUUUUUUUGGCAGGCACAUAUGGGA
This is a messenger RNA of Cannabis sativa, 710 nucleotides long. RefSeq lists its product as uncharacterized. NCBI's taxonomy places the organism in Eukaryota, Viridiplantae, Streptophyta, Magnoliopsida, Rosales, Cannabaceae. Bases 187 to 633 code for a protein of 148 amino acids. The record is from RefSeq and is a predicted model, not a curated record. The transcript is spliced from 2 exons.